This is a messenger RNA of Phodopus roborovskii (desert hamster), 2333 nucleotides long. RefSeq names its product ATP-dependent RNA helicase DDX19B. The record is from RefSeq and is a predicted model, not a curated record. Gene Ontology annotation, biological process: poly(A)+ mRNA export from nucleus. Gene Ontology annotation, molecular function: RNA helicase activity; ATP binding; RNA binding. NCBI's taxonomy places the organism in Eukaryota, Metazoa, Chordata, Mammalia, Rodentia, Cricetidae. Gene Ontology annotation, cellular component: nucleus; cytoplasmic stress granule. The transcript is spliced from 12 exons. The coding region runs from base 29 to 1501 and encodes 490 amino acids.
GAGUGGCAGUUGAGGAAGCCUAACCGCCAUGUUGAGCCGAGGUGGCCGGAGCUGCUGGCCCUGUCGAGGCCGAGCCCGAGCCCAAGGGCGGAAUCCACUUUCCCUGACCUUAAGUGGCCUGAGCAACUUGCAUCUUAAGGAGGAGAAAAUCAAACCAGAUGCCAAUGGUGCUGUUGUUAAAACCAGUGCUAAUGCAGAGAAAACAGAUGAAGAAGAGAAAGAGGACAGAGCUGCUCAAUCUUUACUCAACAAGCUCAUCAGAAGCAAUCUUGUGGAUAACACCAACCAAGUAGAAGUCCUGCAGAGGGACCCAAACUCCCCUCUCUACUCAGUGAAGUCUUUUGAAGAGCUUCGCCUGAAACCACAGCUUCUUCAGGGUGUCUAUGCUAUGGGUUUCAACCGUCCAUCCAAAAUACAAGAGAAUGCAUUGCCUUUGAUGCUUGCUGAACCCCCACAGAACUUAAUUGCCCAAUCUCAGUCUGGUACUGGUAAAACAGCUGCCUUUGUGUUGGCCAUGCUCAGCCAAGUAGAGCCUGCAAACAGCUAUCCCCAGUGUCUCUGCCUCUCUCCAACCUAUGAGCUUGCUCUUCAAACAGGAAAAGUGAUCGAACAGAUGGGCAAGUUUUACCCCGAACUGAAGCUAGCUUAUGCUGUUCGAGGCAAUAAAUUGGACAGAGGUCAGAAGGUCAGUGAGCAGAUUGUCAUUGGCACUCCCGGGACCGUCCUGGACUGGUGCUCCAAGCUGAAGUUCAUUGACCCCAAGAAGAUCAAGGUGUUUGUUCUGGAUGAGGCUGACGUGAUGAUAGCAACUCAGGGCCACCAAGACCAGAGCAUCCGCAUCCAGAGGAUGCUGCCCAGAAACUGCCAGAUGCUGCUCUUCUCUGCCACCUUUGAAGACUCAGUGUGGAAGUUUGCCCAGAAGGUGGUCCCAGACCCCAACAUCAUCAAACUUAAGCGUGAAGAGGAGACUUUGGACACCAUCAAACAGUAUUAUGUCCUUUGCAAUAACAGAGAGGAGAAGUUCCAGGCCCUGUGCAACCUGUAUGGGGCGAUCACCAUCGCCCAAGCCAUGAUCUUCUGCCAUACCCGCAAAACAGCUAGCUGGCUGGCAGCAGAGCUCUCCAAAGAGGGCCACCAGGUGGCUCUGCUGAGUGGAGAAAUGAUGGUGGAACAGAGGGCAGCUGUGAUUGAGCGCUUCCGGGAAGGCAAAGAGAAGGUCCUGGUAACCACCAACGUGUGUGCCCGUGGUAUUGAUGUUGAACAAGUGUCUGUCGUCAUCAAUUUUGACCUUCCUGUGGAUAAGGACGGGAACCCAGACAAUGAGACCUACCUGCAUCGCAUCGGGCGCACGGGCCGCUUUGGCAAGAGGGGUCUGGCAGUAAAUAUGGUUGACAGCAAGCACAGCAUGAAUAUCCUCAACAGAAUCCAGGAGCAUUUUAAUAAGAAGAUAGAAAGAUUGGACACAGAUGAUUUGGAUGAGAUUGAGAAAAUAGCCAACUGAGAAGCUUCACCAGCGACUGGCGCCACCCUCAGCACUGUCCCUGCCUGGGAGCCUCGUGCUUUCAUGGCAUAGGCCUUGACAGGCACCGCAAAGACCAAGGCCUGAGUAGAGACUACCUACCUCAUUCAGAAUUACGUUUGGACUUGACAGAAAUUUGUGUAAAUGAUGGGGGAUGGUAGAAAAUUUGUUUACACAACUUUGGAAGAUUAGGCAUGAAUACACAGAAAUUUACCUUUUAGAAGUUCCGCCUUUUUUUUUUUUUUUUUUUUUUUUUUUGGCCAGUAUUUCUUCAUCGUUACUUAGUCUAGAUAAUAUGCCCAAGAUUCCUUAUGACACACCUUAGCUCAGAGCAUGCAGACCAGCCAUGUGGAAGUGACCACACAGGAGAAAAGAUGGUUCACAAAGGCAGAGUCCCCAAGUAGCAUAGGAUGUUAGCCAGUCCUGGUUUCAUGAGGACGUCAUGAGGAGCUGGCUGACCUGUGAGCUGCUGCUUAGGACUUGGUGUGCCAUGAGUAAGCUGAGUUACCAGAGCACUACUAACUCAUUCCAGGAAGAAAUUUACGGUGUUGGACCAAAAUGCCUUUGGGGCCUUUUUAUUCAGGUUUGUGCCUCAGGAACAUGACCUGUUCUUUUCUGCAGGUAGCAAUCUGUGUGCAGUACAAAUCUGGUUAUUGGUUGGUUCUGAGCUCAUACUUUUGCAAGACCAGUGGAAAAGUCAUCACGAAAAACCGUGUCAUGGGUUACUUGCACCAUCGUUUUUUACAUCUGUAACAUCACCUUAACCCUUACCAGUGCCAGCCAAAUAAAAGGGUGCCUGAGAUUUAGAUACUCA